Molecule: messenger RNA, 768 nt
Organism: Caenorhabditis briggsae
Lineage: Eukaryota; Metazoa; Nematoda; Chromadorea; Rhabditida; Rhabditidae
Exons: 6
Coding region: 1-768 (255 amino acids)
Molecular function (GO): oxidoreductase activity
Source: RefSeq, a predicted model, not a curated record
AUGCCCGUUGCAAUUAUCACCGGCGCCAGUUCGGGAAUCGGCAAAGGUACUGCUCUCCUGUUCGCCAAGAAUAAUUACAAACUUUCUCUUACUGGACGAAAUACCGAUGCUUUGAAAGAGGUGGCAGCUCUCUGUGUUUCAGAAGGGGGCCUCGACAUCAAUGAUAUACUCAUAACGGCCGUGGAGUUGAGUUCUGAAGAAGCGCCAAAAAUGAUCGUUGACUUAACCAUUCAGAAAUUUGGUAGAAUUGAUUCUCUGAUCAAUUCUGCUGGAAUCCUGCGUGCCGGUCCCGUGCUCGAAUCGGGAAUUGAAGUGUACGACGAGCUGAUGAAUGUGAAUGUCCGUAGCUUGGUCAGACUGACUCGUGCCGCCCUUCCCCAUAUCAUCAAUACCAAAGGGACUGUUGUCAAUGUAAGCAGCAUCAAUGGUCCAUGUCCGUUUGCUGGUGUGACCUACUAUUGCAUGACGAAAUCAGCUGUGGAUCAAUUCACGAAAUGCUUAGCUCUGGAAAUGGCACCAAAUGGUGUGAGAGUGAAUGCAGUAUGCCCGGGAGUUAUCGUGACCAACAUUCAUCGCACUUCUGGUCAGGACGAAGCGACAUAUGCUGCUUUCCUCGAGAAGAGCAAAACGACACAUGCACUUGGUCGUCCAGGAACAACUACAGAAGCCGCUGAAGCUAUACUUUUCCUAGCUUCAGAAAAGAGUUCAUUCACAACAGGACAACUUCUGAAGGUGGAUGGUGGACGUGGCAUCAUGCAUCCACGAUGA